Miniopterus natalensis is the source of this 663-nucleotide messenger RNA. The record is from RefSeq and is a predicted model, not a curated record. Lineage: Eukaryota; Metazoa; Chordata; Mammalia; Chiroptera; Miniopteridae.
UGUCUGCUGGCGUUCAGGCUGGGGCCGCGGGGGGGGCACCCCUGGAGGUCUGGGGCUCUUCCCCUCAUGCUACCCCCCUUUCCUUUUUACUGCAAAGAUAGGUUCUUUAAAAAGAUGAUCUUAUGGAUCUUUGCAGAACUGAAAGAGAGCCUGUGAAGCUUCCUGGAGAUUUAAACGUGUGCAUUCAGCUGCCCAAGAGCAGGGAGCCCCCGAGCAGGACAAUAGCUAUUGUCGCUGGGGAGUGUUUGCGGGUGGUUGAGAGCGCAGGCGGAUGUGAAGCUGGACUUUUUUUUAAAGCAAACAGCGCCUCAGGUCACCAUGGCUGACCGGGCUGCUGCUGAAAGAGCCUGCAAAGAUCCCAACCCCAUCAUUGAUGGCAGGAAGGCCAACGUGAAUCUGGCAUACUUGGGAGCAAAGCCAAGGAUCAUGCAACCAGGUUUUGCCUUUGGGGUUCAACAACUUCAUCCAGCCCUUAUACAAAGACCUUUUGGGAUCCCCGCCCACUACGUGUACCCGCAGGCGUUCGUGCAGCCGGGGGUGGUCAUCCCGCACGUGCAGCCCGCCGCCGCCGCCGCCUCCACCACCCCUAUCAGGGAAGCAAACUGCCUUUUACACGUUAGGAAAUGCUCUUUGAAUCUAGUUGAACCAGGGAAUACCGAGUGA